CAGGAGACAGAAAACAAGGGCAAAAUUCUAAAGGACUUUAUUGUACAGAUGAUUCAGUAGAAAGAGUUCCUUUGAAAUAUACUGGAAUCAUUUCAGCUUACAAAGUUCCUUAUUGUUUUUACUUAAAACUGCUUACUAAAAGGAAAUGGAUUGGACGGGAGCAAUUUUAACAUUACUACUAUUUAUUCUUGCAAUUAUGUUCCGUUUCAACAAGGGCAGUUCCUGGAAUAACAGCGUCUCCAAUCUUCCCCCGGGACCCAGGACCAUACCCAUUCUGGGAAAUCUACACAUGAUGGAUCUGAAGAAGCCUUACAAAACAAUGAUGGAGUGGUCAAAAGAAUACGGUCCCGUUUUUCGCAUCAGACUGGGAUUCCAGGAGAUGGUGGUGCUGACUGGAUAUGAGACGGUGAAAGAGGCUCUCGUGAACCAGGGAGAUGCAUUUGCAGAGAGAGCCUCUGUCCCUUUCUUUGAGGAUGUUACAAAGGGCUUUGGUCUUGUUUUUGCUCAUGGCGACAACUGGAAAGUGAUGCGACGGUUCACAUUAUCCACAUUACGGGAACACGGAAUGGGAAGGAAGACCAUUGAAGACAAAAUCACAGAAGAGUGUAGUGUCUUAACAAAGACAAUUGAGGCUUAUGAAGGAAAACCCUUUGAUGUCACAACAAUUCUGACUGCUGCUGUUUCCAACAUCAUCAUUUCUAUCCUACUCGGGAAACGCUAUGAAUAUAAUGAUGCCAAAUUUCUACAACUACUGAAGGCAAACAGUGAAAAUUUUCAACUUUCAGGAAGCCCUGCUAUAUUGCUAUAUAAUUUGUUUCCCAUGUUGGGGUUCCUUUUCGCUACUCCUAAAUCAAUGAUAAAGAAUCAAAGUAAAAUUCAUGAUUUCAUACAGACCAUCCUCAAACAAUAUUUACAAGAUCUUGAUGAAAACGACCAGAGCAAUUUGAUUGAAUCAUUUCUUGUUCGGCAAAGAGAAGAAAAUAUGAAGAUGAAAAAUGAUGGAUAUUUCCGUAAUGAAAACCUUAUGGGUCUCGUAGAUGACUUAUUUGGUGCUGGUACAGAAACAAUAGCAAACACUAUGUGCUGGGCGAUACUCCUAAUGAUGAAGUAUCCAGAAAUUCAGAGUAAAGUCCAAGAAGAAAUUGCAAAAGAGAUUGGCGACUUCCAGCCGACAACAGAAGACCGAGCAAAAAUGCCUCAUAGCGAUGCCGUAAUUCAUGAAAUUCAAAGGUUUGCUGACGUCGUCCCCACCAAUUUGCCACAUGCAACCACCAUGGAUGUAACUUUCAAGGGUUUCUUCAUCCCCAAGGGUACGUACAUCAUUCCCUUGCUGACUUCUGUGCUCCAUGAUGAAUCUCAGUGGGAGAAGCCUCACGACUUCUAUCCUGAGCAUUUUCUUGACUCUGAAGGAAAAUUUGUGAAAAGGGAUGCAUUCAUGCCAUUUUCUGCAGGUCGGAGAAUAUGUGCUGGUGAGAACCUUGCCAAAAUGGAGCUCUUCCUCUUCUUUACCAGCCUCUUGCAGAAAUUUACCUUCCAGCCACCCCCAGGAAUUUCUAAAGAUGACCUGGACCUGACUCCUUGUGUUGGGCUUACCUCCACUCCCAUGCCUUACAAGACCUGUGCUGUGUUACGCUGAUCUGACCAACAACAACAACAACAAUGUUAUAAUAAGCUGCUUUCUCAGUCUUGAAUUAUCUUCGUUUUGAGAGGCACAAUUUAACAACAGAAUUCAGUAUUGUCUAUAUUUCAUCUGUUGUUUAAAAAAGGAAUGGUAAUAACCUAUAAAUUCAUGAAAUGUAGAUUCUGAUAGGAAAAUUAGUAGAGAAGUCAUGAAAUGCAAAGUGCUUUUCUUUUCUUUUUUUCUUGCCAUUUGUUUCCUUAACUUUUUACUAUUUUUUGGUCUUUUUCAACUUAAGAAGUGGGUAUCUUCUUUUUUUCUGGAGCAGUCCCACAAUAGUCAAUUUAGAUAUUUGCUUGUACACCAUCCAGAAUCCCUCUGGGAAAGCGAUGGGCAGUAUUACAAAUUUGAUCAAUAAAUAAAUGCCUCGGUGUCAA
Crotalus tigris (Tiger rattlesnake) is the source of this 2055-nucleotide messenger RNA. Its product is annotated as cytochrome P450 2K6-like. NCBI's taxonomy places the organism in Eukaryota, Metazoa, Chordata, Lepidosauria, Squamata, Viperidae. Gene Ontology annotation, cellular component: intracellular membrane-bounded organelle; cytoplasm. Gene Ontology annotation, molecular function: iron ion binding; oxidoreductase activity, acting on paired donors, with incorporation or reduction of molecular oxygen, reduced flavin or flavoprotein as one donor, and incorporation of one atom of oxygen; heme binding. The coding region runs from base 146 to 1636 and encodes 496 amino acids. Gene Ontology annotation, biological process: xenobiotic metabolic process. The record is from RefSeq and is a predicted model, not a curated record. The transcript is spliced from 9 exons.